GCAGGCCGAUCAGGAUGACGAUGAUUCGGAGGACGCGCGAGCAGUACCUGGCGCCGCCCUGGCUCUGAAAACGCUGCUGGGGUUGCUGAACUCUGGCUCUGUUUGUUGGCUUCCCAAGCACAUUUUCUCCUGCGCGAUCGCACGUGAAAAAAAGUACCCUGCGCUGCCCGGUGCGGGAAAAAAAAAACAGAGAGGGGGCGCGGGGGGGGCGCCCGAAGAGCCGCUGCGCACACCUGCCUGCGGCACUUGUCCACCCCGGAGGGGGGCCUUCGGGUUGGGUUGGGGUGGUUUGGUGGGUGGUGACGGUCAGCCCACCUGGCUUCCAAUAUCACUUCUUGAGGGCGGGGUUCGACGUCGGCAGGUCGGUGUCCCACGCCGCGAGGCCGGCGCAGCCUCGGUAGCCCUCGGGGCGCACCAGCCCCGGCUUGCGGCAGGAGCCGCCGAGGGACUCGUAGAAGCCGGAGCUUGAGCGGGCCGAUCUGGGAGAUGGGCGGGACGUCGACGCCCGACUCAAAUCUCCUCCGACGUGGCGCGCAUGCGGUAGCGGAAGCCGUUCUUCGCCAGGAUCUCGAACAUGGCCUUCUCCCCGACGUAGUAGCCCUCGUGCACGACGAGCUGGCCGAUGCCCUUCGGCCCGAUCUCGAUGAGGUCCAGGCGCCACCGUCGCGGCCCGACUGCGGAGCACGGCGCGGCGGGGCCAGGCUGCUGCCGGCGAAGGCAGCCGGGCGCAGCAGGCAGCCCAGGGCGGAGGCGGCGAGCACAGCACCAAGGGCGCGGCGGCCCACGGCCAUGGCGAACAGUUCAGGGGCAACCGAAGGCUGUUCGGGGUGGCGGUGGAGCGAGUCUGUCCAGACUGGAGCCAGGACGGCGGCCGGAGGCGGCGAGGGCAGGGGGCGAGGACGAGG
Molecule: messenger RNA, 905 nt
Organism: Prorocentrum cordatum
Lineage: Eukaryota; Dinophyceae; Prorocentrales; Prorocentraceae
Source: the annotation of a GenBank genome assembly